Molecule: messenger RNA, 1854 nt
Organism: Fusarium fujikuroi IMI 58289
Lineage: Eukaryota; Fungi; Ascomycota; Sordariomycetes; Hypocreales; Nectriaceae
Product: related to calcium-independent phospholipase A2
Exons: 3
Coding region: 1-1854 (617 amino acids)
Biological process (GO): arachidonate metabolic process
Cellular component (GO): membrane
Source: RefSeq, a predicted model, not a curated record
AUGGACUCCGGCGGAGUCAGGAGAAAGGAUACCACCAAAGGUCCGCCUCUUCGAGUUCUAUCACUCGAUGGAGGAGGUGUCCGCGGUUACUCCAUAUUUAUUAUAAUCCAGGAGCUUAUGCACCGAACUUUUGUCGAGAUCGAAGGCCGCGCUCCCAAGCGACACGAAAUUCCCAAGCCAUGCGAUCAUUUCGACCUAAUCGUCGGUACUGGCACAGGCGGCCUGAUUGCCUUGAUGCUGGGUCGACUGCGUCUUGACAUCGAGACGUGUAAGGAGCUCUACGUUCGUCUAACGCGCAUGGUUUUCCAGACCGACAAGACUAUUGCGGGCAUUCCUUAUAGAUCGACUUUGUUCAAGGCCAGCAAGCUCGAGGAGGCUAUCAAGGCCGCUGUCCAAGAACACACGGUGAAGGAGAGGGAAGGCAACGAUGGCUCAGAUUCUCCCCUCACCAAUCCCCUCAACGCUGCGAUGUACUCAAGCGCCGGUGCCCCUCGCCGAAACCAGAGCAACGCAAGCACCGUUAGCUUUAGCGCUCGCAGUCCUGCUUCGCAAAUGGCGUAUCGACCUGCGUAUAACUCAAGAUACGGCGAUCCUAAUGCGCGCCUAUACGAUCAUCGAGAAAACCGCACCAAAACUGCGGUGACGGCAGUUUAUAAGGGUUCUCCUCGAGGUUCACCCGCUGCUCUUUUGCGAUCCUACGAUUCUCGAAAAGAACCUCCUCCCGAGUUCGACUGCAAGAUUUGGCAGGCUGGUCGAGCCACUUGUGCGAUCGGAUUGGCCUUCAAGCCCAUCACCAUUGGUCAAUCAGUUUUUCACGAUGAUGGUGUCGGCACUUUCAACCCUAGUCCAGAAGCCCUGGACGAAGCUGUGGUCAACGAGUGGCCCGGUCGCGAAGUGGGUGUUUUUGUUAGCGUCGGUACUGGCAGACGGCCUAAGGGCAGCGAUUCGAACUCACAGAUGUGGUAUGAAGGCUUCUUGGGCGAUUUUGCCGACGCGCGUAGGAAGUUGAUCGCCAAGAUCGAAGGCUGCGAGAAGAUUCACGAGUACAUGAUGCGCGAGCACCUUGGAAGGCGAAAUGUCAGUAUUGACGCCUACUACCGUCUUAAUGUGGAAGUUGGUGUUGGUGAGUUUGGAAUGAAUGAGUGGAACCGGCUGGGCGAAAUCAGCACUGGUACUCGACGGUAUAUGUCAAGGGAGGCCGAGCAAAGGAUGAUCCAGGGCAUUUCUUCCAAGCUUGCCAAAAUUCACCGAGCCAGGAUCCGUCAUGCACGAGCUCCGGAAGGAAUCCCAGAACUUGUCAAGUCAACUUCAACCACAUGGGAGAUGCCUAUGGCAUUUGAGCUUGCAGGCGAUAUUCCAACUACUGUUCCACUUCCUCACAGUCCCGCGAGCCGGUCUUCGUUCGAGUCGGGCUCGGAUAGUUUGCAUAUCCGCAACAACAACCAUAACGGUUCGCCACGAACCUCAAACGAACGAAUGCACGCAGAAACGCAUAACGUUCCCAACUCUCCUCCCCUAGGACCCCGAGGUCCUAGCGCCAGCGCUCCCUCUUUACACCCAGAGGAUCGUUUGGCAGUAUCAUCACCUACACCUGCGCAGUAUCGCGAAGGUGUGUCGGGCCAAGACUUGAUCGCUAUUGUGAGCCCAGAUGAGUAUCCUAGGCCGCCUCCCAACAUGGCCGCGCCGCCACCGACACGGAUUGAACCGCCGCCGCUGCCCCCCAAGACGCCUCUCCCCGAGAGCCAGCAGCAUCAAGGUCGAAGAGUGCCUACAGCCGCGCCUCCUUAUCCGUUAGACGAUGACGAGCCCCCGCCUGUGAACAUGGCCCGAAAGCCGGACUACCGGGGAAGAUAA